This is a messenger RNA of Acanthochromis polyacanthus (spiny chromis), 1326 nucleotides long. It is a transcript of the gene cd8a, whose product is annotated as CD8a molecule. The transcript has 6 exons. The coding region runs from base 196 to 882 and encodes 228 amino acids. NCBI's taxonomy places the organism in Eukaryota, Metazoa, Chordata, Actinopteri, Pomacentridae. The record is from RefSeq and is a predicted model, not a curated record.
UCAAAACAGGGUGCAGACCACGACUGUGCUGCAGGAGGCCUCUGCAGCGCUCUGCUGCAAUGAUCCCAUUCGACACAGCAUAGAAGAAGGUUACAGCUGGGGCGUGGUUUCAUAUCUCACUGAAUUAUCUCCCAGCAGGUUCCAAUAAACACCACAAAGACGUGUUUGGCAACUGUUGUCAUCUGCGAGACUAAAAUGGACCAAAAAUGGAUUCAGAUUCUGGUGAUUCUGAUGUUUUAUCAAAAAAUUGCUUCAGGAGCUGAUUUGAACAAAGCAGUAAAGGAAGGGGGCUCGAUUGACAUUGAGUGUCAACCUCCGUCGACGACGACGCACACGAUCAUGUGGUUUCGAGCGCUGGACAAUUCUGGCAUGGAAUUCAUCAUAUCUGUCAGCUCCAGUGGCCUUGAAAAGUGGAAAAGAAGCAACUACUCUGACAUAUUCUCUAAAGGGACCCAAUCCAAACAGACAGUGAAGUCCUUCAAAAAAAGUAGAGACAGUGGCCUUUACGGCUGUGCAGCUCUGGUUGGAUCAGAGCUGAAAUUUGGAAAAAUAACCCGACUGUUUGGAGAAGAAACAAAGAAAGACACGACAGAAGCGCCGCUGACCAAACCGCCAAACAACCAAAGCGCGACUAAAACGACCUGCGAUUGUAACAAGAACAAGAAACCCGCAGGAGCAGGAGCAGAACCAGCUACCCCUCCUCUGCUUUGUUCUAUCCUCAUACUGGCUCCACUGGCUGGGGGCUGUGGCCUUCUUCUUCUGCUCCUCAUCAUCACCGCCGUGUACUGCAAUCGAAUAAGAACACGGCGAUGCCCGCACCAUUACAAAAGAAAGCCGCGGGUGGCUCCUGAGAAGCAAAUGAUGACCAACAGACACGUCUAAUCUAAAUGCUGCAGUUUCACAGUCAGUUCUUGAAAUUGCAGUUAUUUUUCUGUUGUGUUCAUGUUGCAGAAAUAAUUCUUCACUCAGUUUAACAAAUAAUUUGUGGCCAACUUCAAACAUUUUUGCUGCACGCGAUAGAAAAUAGAAAAAGUGUUUAAAGUGGUUCAAAUAUUCAACACAUCAAAUACUCAAAGCUUUUUAUUGGCAACAUCCACUUCAAACUGUGUUGUGGUUCAGUAACACUUAAUGAACAUUUAAUCCCUAUGAAUGCAAAAGAUGAUCCUGAGAAUAUUCUGCACUUUGAUGAUUUAUGUUGCAUUUUCCUCUUGCAAUUAAUGCAAUGAUUGUAUAUAAUGACUGAUUUUAUUUUCAAUCUGUGCUUUUAAAAGCAAUUUUUUAACCAUUUCAAAGCUCUUUCUAGCGUAGUCGCUGCUUAUUUCCUAC